UUGGCUGGGCGCCGGGAGCGGCCCGUGAGGGGACUCUGAGGCGAAGGGAGGCAGCCGCGGUCGCUGCGGUUGGGGAAGCGGGUCGGUCGGGAUGAGCGUGACGGGGACACCCGCGGUGGUGUCGGUGUCCAUCAGCAGCAGCCUCAACUCCUUCCGGGCCCUGAAGCGCUACGCCCGCGGGCUCACCAUCGCCGAGUUCAAGUGUAAGUUGGAACUGGUGGUUGGAAGCCCAGCAUCAUGCAUGGACCUCGAACUCUAUACUUCGGAAGACAAGUUUGUGAUGAAGCUGGACAGCGAUGAAUCUUUGCUGGGGUCCUACCCCAUUGAUGACGGGUGCCGGAUCCAUGUUAUUGACAGAAGCGGAGCAACAAUUGGGGAAUACGAAGAUGUGUCAAGGGUAGAGAAAUUCAAGUUACCCGAUUCUGAGUAUGAGAAAAGAACAGAUACAGCACGUUCCUUCAUGAAACGCAGUAAGCUGGGGCAGUACAACAAGGAAGAAAUGCAGAAAAAGGAAGCCGAGCACGAGCAGAAAUUAGUGGAGGAGAAGGCCCUGGCGGAGACCAUUUCUGUGGGGGCGAGAUGUGAAGUGCGGUCAUCGGGGCAGCCCAGCAAACGGGGGACUGUGAUGUAUGUUGGCCUAACCGAGUUCAAGCCUGGCUACUGGAUUGGCAUCAAGUAUGACGAGCCUUUGGGGAAACACGAUGGCAGCGUAAGUGGAAAGCAGUACUUUGAGUGCCAGCCCAAAUAUGGAGCCUUCGUGAAGCCUCAGUAUGUCACGGUGGGGGAUUUUCCGGAAGACGACUAUGGGCUGGACGAUGAAAUGUGAUGGGGAUCGAAAGAGACGCGGGGUGGCUGAAGGAAGUGGAGAAGAUCACAAUGGUCUCCGUUAGUGCAACUGUCCCGGUUUCUGCGGUGCACUGCUACAUUCUGGUUCCCUGCCGGAGGUUACUUGGGCAAGCCAGAAGAAGACCCGAAAGCUGCUGUGUGUUCUUCGACCUGUGUUGCUGGUUUUUCUUUUCCCUGGUUGUCUUGUUCAGUGAAGAUGCCACAUCCCUUUGAUUUUUCUCACAUACGCACCCUUCUGUGCCAGUUUGAUAACAUAGAGGAUAUUGGAGUGUCUUUGCAUUAUAGUAGCAAUCCUUUGGGGGAGGGGAGCUGGGGCUGGGGGAGGGGGCAGCAAGAUACCUCCCCUUCCCCCCCCCCCCCCCCCGGUACAGCCUGCUGGUUUCAGAAGCAGAAUGCGUUGAAAGGAGGACCUCAGAGCAGAUUGGGACGAGAUCCUUCCGGCUUUUAAAAACAAAACACAAAAAAAUGUAAAAUAUUUCUAUGGCCGUGCAUUUUUUCCCUCAUUGUGGACAUUUUUUUGUGCUGCUAACUGAUGCUAUGUAAUAGUUACAAAUUAAAUUCUGUGGGGGCAGGUGGGGUGGAAAUACAUUCCAGACAAGAGUA
Elgaria multicarinata webbii is the source of this 1449-nucleotide messenger RNA. RefSeq names its product tubulin folding cofactor B (gene TBCB). Gene Ontology annotation, cellular component: microtubule plus-end; nucleus; cytoplasm. The coding region runs from base 92 to 826 and encodes 244 amino acids. The transcript has 6 exons. Lineage: Eukaryota; Metazoa; Chordata; Lepidosauria; Squamata; Anguidae. Gene Ontology annotation, biological process: post-chaperonin tubulin folding pathway; cytoplasmic microtubule organization; tubulin complex assembly. Gene Ontology annotation, molecular function: microtubule plus-end binding; alpha-tubulin binding. The record is from RefSeq and is a predicted model, not a curated record.